AUGAAAGAGAAGAGCAAAAACGCAGCGCGAUCGCGUCGCGUUAAGGAGAAUCAGGAAUUUUUUGAGCUGGGAAAGCUGCUACCGCUUCCAGGUGCCAUUACUACACAACUGGACAAGGCUAGCAUUAUCAGGCUAACUACCAGUUAUCUCAAGAUGAGAGCCGUCUUUCCUCAUGGUCUAGGAGACGAAUGGGGUGCUGCGCCACCACCCAACAAUCCCUUAGAGACCACCAUUAAGGAACUCGGUUCGCAUCUUUUACAAACACUGGACGGCUUCAUUUUCGUCGUGGCACCGGAUGGGAAAAUUAUGUACAUAAGCGAGACUGCUAGCGUACAUUUAGGUUUGUCGCAGGUGGAAUUAACGGGAAACAGCAUAUUCGAGUACAUUUAUCCAGAAGAUCGCAACGAGAUGCAUUCCGUGCUGAAUCUUCCGGGUCCGGCGGAUGUAGCGGGUUUCAUCUUUCCGCCACCGAAUUCGCGAGGUGAAAUCGAGCUGGAACGUGCCUUUCUCCUCAGGAUGAAGUGCAUCUUGGCGAAAAGGAACGCAGGCCUCGUUACGGAAGGAUAUAAGGUUAUACACUGUUCUGGGUAUUUAAAGUGUAUUGUGGAGAUUCCCAUUGGAUCCGAAUACGAGGACGGGGUUGCACGGGGGGGCAUCCGUAAUGUCGGUCUAAUGGCCGUCGGUCAUUCACUGCCUACAAGCUCCAUAACCGAAAUUAAAUUGAACCACAACAUGUUCAUGUUCAGAGCGUCACUCGAUCUGAAGCUCAUAUUCCUCGAUGCAAGAGUAACUCCACUAACAGGCUACGAACCACCAGAUCUAAUUGAGAAAACGUUGUACCACUAUGUGCACGCAUGUGACAUUCUGCAGCUACGACACGCUCAUCAUGUUUUGCUGAGGAAGGGUCAAGUGACAACGAGGUACUACAGGUUUCUCACAAAAACUGGCGGUUGGGUAUGGAUGCAGUCAUACGUGACUAUCGUGCACAAUUCACGAAGUUCGCGUCCUCACUGCAUCGUAUCCGUGAACUAUGUGUUGACGGCCACCGAGAAUACGGGCUUGAUCCUGAACUGCGAACAAAAGUCAUCCUGUUCGAGUCCGGGAAAUCCGCCAAGCGCUCCCGUGUCGACGCCCGUCACUGGUACGAAUGACCUGGACAAUCACAGCCCAAGUCCGCCUUCUUACCGCAGAACCAGAGAACCACCCGAUACUGAUUACGCAGAUAGUUCUGGGUAUCCUAAUUCGGAGUACAUGGUGGGUUCGACAAAUCAUAGCCAUUAUCCGUCGACGUACGCGUCGCACGGUAUCAAUGGUGCCCACGAGGACAGCGCUUACUACAGCCCGGAUUUGUUUUACCCGUACAGUGAUCUCCAUCAAGACCCUGUAAACGCUCAUCUGCAGCAUCAGCAAGAUCAUCUUAUUAAUCAACAGAAACGACAACAUCCCCAGCACCUACUGCAUCAGGGUGCAUCCUCUUUGACGUCCCUUGAGCAACGGCAACAACAUAGUCCUCAGAACGGCCAACAGAAGCGACCUUACUCGACGUCUUCAAGUUCCUGCGGUAGCGUUGAUGGUCUCGAUGUUCACUUGGCGAAUUCCAUGAGCCUGCUACCGUCAGGGUAUCACUCGCAUCAUCACCAUCAUCCUAUGCCAGACUCAACAUCGUCAACGACGUUGAACGAGACUGGCAGCGUCAUCAUGUACCCAAACUGCGGUUUCAAUAACAAUGAGAGCUAUAAUGCUGCGGCGCUUCAACAUCACGACGGUUACCAGCAAGGUCAUCCUCAGGCUCAUCACAGCAACGGCAAUGGGACGGUAAAACAUUCCCAUCACCAUCAUCUGGAGGCCUCGUCGACUGGUUACACCAGCGUUAUUGUUGACUCUCAGCAAUACAGUCCUAGUACUGUUCCUCAGGAACUGCACACGCAUCAGACGGCUCCGGUGAGCGGUGGCACACCGCCACUUCAUCAGCCUCACGAAAUGCAUCAUCAGCCGUACGAAACGCAUCAUCAGUUUGUUCACUGA
Molecule: messenger RNA, 2025 nt
Organism: Cyphomyrmex costatus
Lineage: Eukaryota; Metazoa; Arthropoda; Insecta; Hymenoptera; Formicidae
Gene: sim
Product: bHLH transcription factor single-minded
Exons: 8
Coding region: 1-2025 (674 amino acids)
Biological process (GO): regulation of transcription by RNA polymerase II
Cellular component (GO): cytoplasm; transcription regulator complex; nucleus
Molecular function (GO): RNA polymerase II transcription regulatory region sequence-specific DNA binding; DNA-binding transcription factor activity, RNA polymerase II-specific; protein dimerization activity
Source: RefSeq, a predicted model, not a curated record